Apus apus (common swift) is the source of this 4038-nucleotide messenger RNA. RefSeq names its product prostaglandin-endoperoxide synthase 2 (gene PTGS2). The record is from RefSeq and is a predicted model, not a curated record. The coding region runs from base 1 to 1812 and encodes 603 amino acids. Gene Ontology annotation, biological process: cyclooxygenase pathway; response to oxidative stress. NCBI's taxonomy places the organism in Eukaryota, Metazoa, Chordata, Aves, Apodiformes, Apodidae. Gene Ontology annotation, cellular component: cytoplasm; neuron projection. Gene Ontology annotation, molecular function: heme binding; oxidoreductase activity, acting on single donors with incorporation of molecular oxygen, incorporation of two atoms of oxygen; prostaglandin-endoperoxide synthase activity. The transcript is spliced from 10 exons.
AUGAUCCUGCCCUGCGCCCUGCUGGUCGCUCUCCUGGCUGCCGGCCACGCCGCCAACCCUUGCUGCUCAAACCCAUGCCAGAACAGAGGGGUGUGCACGACAGCGGGGUUUGAUCGAUACGAAUGUGACUGCACAAGGACAGGAUUUUAUGGGGAAAACUGCACGACACCGGAAUUCCUCACGUGGCUGAGGCUAACGCUGAAACCUUCGCCGAAUACUGUCCACUACAUCCUCACCCACUUCAAAGGAGCCUGGAACAUCAUCAACAAUAUUCCCUUCUUACGAGAUGCUAUUAUGAGAUACGUGUUAACGUCCAGAUCACACUUGAUUGACAGCCCACCAACUUACAACAGUGAUUAUAAUUACAAAAGCUGGGAAGCUUAUUCCAAUCUUUCCUAUUAUACAAGAAGCCUUCCACCAGUAGGACUUGACUGUCCAACACCAAUGGGUGUGAAAGGCAAGAAGGAGCUCCCAGAUUCCAAGCUGAUUGUGGAGAAGUUUUUGCUGAGGAAAAAAUUUAUCCCAGACCCACAAGGCACAAAUGUGAUGUUCACAUUCUUCGCCCAACACUUCACCCACCAGUUCUUUAAGACAGACCACAAGAAAGGACCUGGCUUCACCAAAGCUCUGGGGCACGGGGUUGACUUGAACCAUAUUUAUGGAGAGACUCUGGAGAGACAACUUAAACUGAGACUUCUAAAGGAUGGAAAGUUAAAAUACCAGAUGAUCGAUGGAGAAAUGUAUCCACCCACAGUGAAGGACACUCAGGCAGAGAUGAUCUACCCUCCUCACGUUCCUGAACACCUGCAGUUUUCUGUGGGGCAGGAGGUGUUUGGUUUGGUCCCAGGCCUGAUGAUGUACGCUACGAUCUGGCUGAGGGAACACAACCGGGUCUGUGACAUCCUGAAACAGGAGCACCCAGAGUGGGAUGAUGAGCAGCUGUUCCAAACGACCAGACUUAUAUUGAUAGGAGAGACAAUCAAGAUUGUUAUUGAGGACUAUGUGCAACACUUGAGUGGCUACCACUUCAAACUCAAGUUCGACCCUGAGCUGCUCUUCAACCAGAGGUUUCAAUACCAGAACCGAAUUGCAGCCGAAUUCAACACUCUCUACCACUGGCACCCCCUUCUGCCUGACACUUUCCAGAUACAUGACCAGGAGUACACGUUCCAGCAGUUCCUCUACAACAACUCCAUCAUGCUGGAACAUGGCCUUUCCCACAUGGUGAAGUCUUUCUCCAAGCAGAGUGCUGGCAGGGUUGCUGGUGGGAAGAAUGUUCCUGCUGCAGUACAGAAAGUAGCCAAGGCAUCCAUCGACCAAAGCAGACAAAUGAGAUACCAGUCCCUGAAUGAGUACAGGAAACGCUUCAUGUUGAAACCAUUCAGAUCAUUUGAAGAACUCACAGGAGAGAAAGAAAUGGCAGCUGAACUGGAGGAGCUUUAUGGAGACAUCGAUGCUAUGGAGCUGUACCCAGGCCUCCUCGUGGAGAAGCCGCGGCCGGGUGCCAUCUUUGGAGAAACGAUGGUGGAGAUUGGAGCCCCCUUCUCCCUGAAGGGACUGAUGGGCAACGCCAUCUGCUCCCCCGAGUACUGGAAGCCCAGCACCUUUGGUGGGAAAGUGGGCUUUGAAAUAAUCCAUACUGCCUCCUUACAGAAGCUCAUCUGCAACAACGUGAAAGGCUGUCCUUUCACUGCUUUCCACAUCUUAAAUCCUGAACCCACAGAGGCAACUAUUAAUGUUAGUACCUCAAAAACAGCAAUGGAAGAUAUCAACCCCACACUACUACUGAAAGAGCGAUCUGCUGAGUUGUAAAAACCCAUCUAUUUAUUUAUUUAACUAUAUUAUUUAUUCUAUUUAUGGUUUAAAGUGUUUAAAAACACUUGAAAAACAAACAGAAAAACCUUGAGCAUCUUCAUUGUGGGGGUUGCCUUAGAUUCCUUACUCGGGUAAGGCUUCCAUUUACAAAAGGGAUUUUCUGUGUUUGAGCUCUACAGUGGUGAAUCCCUUGUUUUAAAGUCUUCUGUAACAGAACUAUGUAUUCCAAAGUGGACAAAGGUUCCAACUUUUUUUAAUGUUGUUUUAAUACUUGACAAAGGGUUUGGGUGGGGUUUUUUUUGUCUUGUAACUUGAUAGGUCACGCAACACUACAAAAAGCAACUUCUUAAACUUGAAAACAGGCCAUUGAAUUAACAAGAAAAUUUGCCUUACUGUAAACUGCCAUGAAAAUGUUACGAAUUUGGUAGGGGCACUUCAAGAGUCACAAAAAGUACAUAUACUUGAGACUCAGUUAUUUAUGUCAAGUCAGAAAAUGCGUUGCAUUUAUCCUUGGUACUACCUCUCCCUCACUGCAAAUAAGGCACUUUGUACAGUAACUUAUAUGUUUGUUUUUAUGUGUAAAUCUGCUUUCAUGUGGCAUUAUACUUCUUUAAUUUAAUUAUUUAAGAAAAUAGAACCUCUCUUGGAUCUUACUUGUUUUUUAAGCCACAGAAGUGUUAUUUCUGUAAGAGGAUGAUAAUAAGGUACUGAGCUUAGCAAUAAUUGAUUCACAGGCUGCAGCAGGAGGCUGCUUCAAUUUGGAUACAGAUGUUUUACUGUGCAAGUUUGGGAAGGUCUUCAACUUAGUCCAAAGUAUUGGUAUUCUUUCCAUAGCUGUAGUUCUCUGGUCUACUUGAUAAUAUUAACUUCAAUCUCUCCCUUUAAGGUCAGAUGGGCAGUAUAGCUUUAGCUAAGGGUGUGACUGUAGUAUAGCUUUGUGUAUCCAAAACAUGGAGAUUACUGGGGAAUAGUACAAACUGAGAAGCUGUGUAAACAUGCACAGUAGAAGUGAAUACAGAGUAGAUCUAGCAAAACCUCAAGGCACCACGCCUUGAAGGCAGCUGAUGUCUAUGUACACAACCUCUACUUGACUUAAUAGUUCUAUUUAUUGGGGGAGGAGGGAUAAUGGGGUUUUUUAAACAUAAUUUAUAAACAGGCAUUUUAAGUAAGUGGCUUAAGCUUAAGUAGAACUGGCUAGUUAGCAUAAAAUCUAGACAUAUUUGUCCUGAUCCAGCACUAAAAAAACCUAGUCUCAUCUGGGCACGUAAGAAGUUACACAGGAUCUUGUACCAGCACUUCAUAUAAGGGUAUCUUUUUUUAAUUUCUAGAGAGGAAAUGUAGAAGAUGAUCUGCCCAUAAAAACAGCUGGGGAACUGUAGGUAAAAAGGAAAAGUCACUUCAGACUGGAAUAGAGCAGCAACCUGGUAUUCUCUGCCCAAAAUUCCUUGGCUACUUGUGGAAAAGGACUUGAGUUUUCUAUUUCAUCUGACUCUCUCAAACAUUUCUAGAGGCCAGUGCAUUGUACUGAGCACGGCAGUAGUGUAGUUGGACUGUGACUUCUGCUUCUGUCCACUUGUUUAGACACUGAUGACCUUGUGCUCUGUAAGUCUGGAAUGGUUAGUAUGAGGAGCUGAACCAAGAUCUCCUGCAGCAACCACUACCUGUGACUGACUGGAGGUGGUCUUUGGUAGAAAUGCUGUGGGAGAAAGAAGGGCAUUUGUUUUCCUUCUUCUGUUUGAAGCACAAAGAAGGGAAAAACUUCACUAGCCUUAUAUUACAAGGUGGUCAGUACUGUCUAUGCUAGUAAGUGAAAACUGCUUGGAUGCUUGUUAAACAUGGAAUUGUCAUUCAGAUCCAUCUCUGGAACCCAGUUCUUCAGAGCAGCCUUCUGCCAUUAACAAGGAAAAGUGUUUGGCUUAGAGUCAAAGGGAGACAAGUCUGGACAGAUCUAGUUAUUUUGGGCAGGUAAAGAGGAACUCCUCAGCCUCCUUUGAGUUACAAGCUGCUUCAGAAAGGAAUCAUGUUCACUCUGCAGCCACAUUUCAACAGUCACUUACCUGUGACCCAACCUGCUGGGUUUGGCUGGGUUCAAGUUGCUCACGAUAAAUGUGUAUGUUUGAGGUUAUUUAUUAAAAGUUCUGUGAAUUGUUUUUCACUCUAUUUUUGUAGGACAAGAAUGUUUUUAAAAUGCAAUUGUUUAUAUAAAUAAAUUGAAAACAUUAC